Molecule: messenger RNA, 1446 nt
Organism: Meloidogyne enterolobii
Lineage: Eukaryota; Metazoa; Nematoda; Chromadorea; Rhabditida; Meloidogynidae
Source: the annotation of a GenBank genome assembly
AUGGUCACUAUUUCAAUGCCUCUCCCAUUAUUUUCAACUUCUUCAGUUUCUACUUAUUCACAACAAUUUAAAAAUAAUAAAAAUAAUUCUUCUUUAAUUUCUCGACAUCAAGCUAGACGUGUUUCUUUACCUAAUGCUUUGUUGAAUAAUCAAAGUGGAGGAGGGUUUAGAUCACCUCGUUCUAGAACACCUAAUUCUUUAAGUCCAAAACUCGGAUUUUUAAAGGAAAUCUCAGAGUUCGACAUUGAUCCUCCUUUCAUUUCUCCUGGUGCAUCUUCAAGCUCAAGUGCUGAUAAUUCUCAUUGUAAUUCUCCAAUGCUUCUUUCACCAUUUUCUCAUCGUCCAGCCUCAGCACGGCCCUAUCGCCGUAAUAAACUUAUUAAUCAAAACCAACAACAACCUCAACAAUCCAAAACUCAAGAAGAAAUUAAACAACGGAGAAAUGUUCAAUCUUUACGUGCUGCUAGACGUUCAGAACCUUUUAUUUUAGGAAACUGUGAGGAUUUGGUUGAUGACGACUUUAAAUGGACAGACGUUGAUGGAUUUUAUGGAAGAAAAAAUUCUAUUCCGCUUCAUCAAUUAUUGGCCAAUGAUUUGGCACUUCUUAGGGGAAUUCAUGCGAAAAAUGAACAAUCAAAUGGAAACACACCACCCCCAGGAACAAUAAAACGUUUAAACAACAUUUCUCCUUCUAACUCUGGAAUAGAUAAAAAUGAUGAUAAUCAAUUGGAAGAAAAUAAUGAUGAAAGUGAAGAUUCUUUAAAUUCUGGAAAAUAUAAAAAAAGACAAGAAUCUCGUUUUAAAAGAUCUUCUUUGGAAGAAAUUAAAAAAUCUUCUUCAGCCCCAAUGAGUUCCCCAACAAAAAGACGUUUAAAAAUGAUUAAAAAUAAAUUAUAUUCUUUAGAAGAUGAUCAAAAAGGAAUUAAAUCUAAAUUAAAUGAAAAUGAAGGUUUGGAUGACCAGAAUCAAUCUAAUUCUGAAAAUGAAAAAGUUAAAUUUAUGGAUUCUUUGGAUGAAUUGGAUAAAGAAAAAGAUGAAGCAAACGACGAUGUUCGUCUCCUUCGUCAAAUUUUAAAAUCUCGAAGGCAGCCAAUACAACAAUUCCGACAUUUUAGUGUCGAUCAAGAUGGUCAAAGAAUUGUUGAUAGUGGAGUUAGAACAAUACGUUCAAAAAUCCAUCAAAAUCCCCCACAAAGUGAAGUGAGAAAUCCAAAGGCUAGGCGGGCAACUUGUCCCGAAAUUUGGUUAAGUGAAGCAGAAGAUGAGGAAAGAUUAACUAUGAAUUGCGCAGUUAGACUUUUUGGAUGUAAUUCUGUUGGGAAAAAAUCAAUUGCUAAACAGCUUGCCUCAGCAGCAGAAGUAUCCCCACAAGAUGAUGGAGUAAUCGUUUCAACAGGCAACAAAAAAAUAUAUUUUUAUAAUUUAUUAAACAUUUCUUUUAGAUAA